CCCUUUCCUUUGUCGCAGUCGCUACUAUUGGCCUCCGUUGGGUCUUCAUCGUGACACUCUUCACGCCAUUUAUUCCGAUUAAUCGGAGUUCCCACUUUCUCAUCUUCCUUGGCGUUCUCUGUGCGAUUCAAACGUUGGGUUUUGAGAAUCACUAGAGAAUGUAUAACCUGAGUAGGCUUGUUUCUCGUUUCUCCUCGGUUUCACUUAACCCUAGCACGAGAGCAUCUGGGUUUCUGAUUGAAAACGCUUCUGCUUCAUCAAAGCUCAUUCAAUGUGCUGUGAACCGAGCAUUCUCUGCAAAAUCAGGAUCUGAUGGAGUUGGAGGUGAUGAUAACGGUUGGGAUAUUGCAACGGGAGGGUCAUUUGGUGGUACAGGAUCUGAUGAUCUUGACUGGGACAAUAAAUCUAUGUGGUCUACUGGUUUAACCAAGGAGCAUUUUGAUGGUGUCUCAGUUGGUCGUCAGAAGAACAACAACGCGGCGAAUCCUUCUUCUGAUAGCACGGCUUCUGAUUCGGGAGAUGUAAUGAGCAAGUUAGGUCCAAAGGAAGUAGCUUUGGUUAAUGAAAUGAAUGAGUAUGAUGAUAUGAUUAAAGAGAUUGAUCAAGAUAAUAAGCAAGGCAGGGCUUUUGUUGAUGGGAUUAAACAGAGAAUGAUGGAGAUCAGUGUGUUGUUGAAGCAAGUGAAAGAGCCUGGAGCUAGAGGGUCGUAUCUUAAAGACUCUGAGAAGACUGAGAUGUAUAGAUUGCACAAAGAGAAUCCUGAGGUGUAUACCGUUGAGAGGCUUGCUAAGGAUUAUAGGAUUAUGAGGCAGCGUGUUCACGCCAUUCUUUUUCUUAAAGAAGAUGAAGAAGAAGAGGAGAAGAAGCUUGGUCGUCCUUUGGAUGAUUCUGUUGAGCGUUUGCUUGAUGAGUAUCCUGAAUUCUUCAUUUCACAUGACCGGGAAUUUCAUGUGGCCUCGCUUAAUUACAAGCCCGACUUCAAGGUCAUGCCAGAAGGAUGGGAUGGUACAAUCAAAGAUAUGGAUGAAGUCCAUUAUGAGAUCUCGAAGAAAGAGGAUGACAUGCUUUACGAAGAAUUUGUCCGAAGGUUUGAGUUCAACAAAAUGAAAUGGAGAGGAGAAGUGAAGUGCCACAAGUACAGUAGGAGGCGUUCAUCAGAAGGAUGGAACAUCACAGUUGAGAAAUUGGGUGCUAAGGGGAAGCGUGGAUCCGGAGGUGGCUGGAAGUUUAUGAGUCUUCCAGAUGGAUCAAGCCGACCCCUCAACGAAGUGGAGAAGAUUUAUGUUAAACGCGAAACACCUCUUCGUCGCCGGAGCAUGGUAUCGCGGGUGAAUAUGCGUUUCUCGCCCCGGAACCAGAAGCGGAGCGCUAUACAUAAGAAUUGGCGGAAGGAGAGGCGCGUCUACUGUAUAGAGCACAACAUUCCAACGUGAUUCCCAAUAUGAGACGUUUGGAAGCGUGGUGAAAAGCAUACGACUCUGAUUUGGAGACGUUGUGCUAUAUUUUUCAAAAGACGAUAAUACAAGUCAACUACCAUUGAGCAUCCACAUUAGUUUUACUUUGAUGAUGUCUUUAAGUUUUAAUUAAUAUUAUUUUAAAUCUCAAGACCCUCACUAACUUGUUAUUAAUUUUUCUCCUCCCACUAGUGGAUCCUUAACCAUGGUUGUCUUGCCUCUUCUUCCUGCUCUUGAUCCCAGAAAGGAUUAAAAUAGUAAUAUUCUGGUGAGAGUGACUCAGCUAAUGAUCAUCUUAUUGAAGAAUUCAGCUUGCUCAGGAAAGAAUUCCAAAAGGUCGUCUUUGGUUAUAACCCAUACAAAAUCUUCGCAGUUGCUUAUGUUGUAUUUUGAUGAUGCUGCUACUACACUGCAUUUGAAACAAGAAAAAUAUAAGGAAAAAAAAAAAAAAA
This is a messenger RNA of Camelina sativa (false flax), 1906 nucleotides long. Lineage: Eukaryota; Viridiplantae; Streptophyta; Magnoliopsida; Brassicales; Brassicaceae. The record is from RefSeq and is a predicted model, not a curated record.